This is a messenger RNA of Tyto alba (common barn owl), 959 nucleotides long. Its product is annotated as prolyl-tRNA synthetase associated domain-containing protein 1. Lineage: Eukaryota; Metazoa; Chordata; Aves; Strigiformes; Tytonidae. The coding region runs from base 230 to 649 and encodes 139 amino acids. Gene Ontology annotation, molecular function: aminoacyl-tRNA deacylase activity. The transcript has 2 exons. The record is from RefSeq and is a predicted model, not a curated record.
GGGCGGCCUCCGCCUCUCCCCGCGGGCCUUGGCGCUGCCCCGGCCCCUUCUGAGCCGGGUGUGGGGAGGGAGAUAAAAUUACACGUACGGAGAGGACAAAGCAGGCUACAGCGCGGAUUUAGGUCCUGUACGUGAUUUUUUAGCAUAAUUAUCACUGUGGAAUUUCUCGCCAAAUGGACCUGCAGACGCUGGGCCUAGCAGAACGUUUCAGGUGUUUACUGUUGAAGAAAUGAUGCCCCAUGUUCAACACCUGAAAGGAGGGCACAGUAAAAACCUUUUCCUUAAAGACAAAAAGAAGAAAGGGUUCUGGCUGGUGACUGUUCUGCACGACAGGCAAAUCAAUUUAAAUGAUCUUGCUAAAAAACUGGGUGUCGGAAGUGGAAACCUAAGGUUUGCUGAUGAAAAUGCCAUGGUGGAAAAACUAAAAGUGGGCCAAGGCUGUGCGACACCCCUCGCCCUCUUCUGUGACCCAGGCGAGGUGAAGUUUGUGCUGGAUGCUGCCUUUCUGGAAGGUGGCCAUGAAAAGGUGUAUUUUCAUCCAAUGACAAAUUCUGCAACAAUGGGCUUAAGCCCUGACGACUUUCUGAAGUUUGUGAGAUCAACAGGCCACGAUCCAAUCAUCAUACAUUUUGAUGAAGACACGAAGUAGAUGAAGUUCACUUUUCUAGUACUAGGCAUAGAUUGUGUAGAGUAAGAGAGCAAAACCGGUAAAAGUCUCAUUACAAAUAAAAUUUGCGAAGUUUUGUCUUUAUAUCAUGAUUAAAAGUGCCAAUAAUAUGUUUUUACUUUUUUUUCAAUUGUGUAAGUUUAUAUUGUAUAAUCUGGUGAGAAAAAAAUACUAUCUUUGGGGUAUCUGAAGUUUUACAGAAUAUUCAUUAAAAGACGUGUAAGUAACCAGUAAGUAGACAACGUGUUAAAGAAUGUUACAGUGCUUAUUAAUAAAACAGAUAAAACUGGAA